AUGCUGGCCUCUAUCACACUCUGCCUUUUUCUGUCCAAGAUGAUGAUCAUCACAGUGGUUUCUGAUCCCACGUACCGAGCUUACAAGACACUUUCCAUGGGCGAAGCCAACGUUCAUUAUUGUAACCGUAUACCCGGCCGCACUGCUGGAAAGCUGUUUAGACGAGGACUUGAUGUCGGGCCUCAAGUUCCCGAUAGCAAUUCGAAUUCUACUUCGGUACUCCCAGAUCCGAGUCAGCCGAUUGAUUUAACACCGGGAAAAUGUACUAGUCCCACUUGCUAUCCCGGUACUUUUCAGCCACCUGCCCUAGAGGACUGCCAGAAAGUUAUUGAGGCUCAACUUUACCACUCUACCGGCAGUCUUUCGGCCGCCCCAGGAACAUGGGUCUUUGUUUCCUACGGAACUUGUGCUACUGUAUUCCAAAACCCCGAAGAGUCCAGUUAUAACAUCCAGUACAACUGGGCUGAGUUAGGUGCGCAGGCCGGAAGAAUAGCCGGAAAAUGUUCACUGCAAGAAGAUAAAUCUAUCGGUGGAGUUUGCAUGUUCAAGAAAUAUCUGGACUACAAAUUCAAUGAUGUGAUGAUCAGUCUCCAAAGAUUUGAUGAUCGAGACAUCGAGAUGUCUAAGUAG
Molecule: messenger RNA, 630 nt
Organism: Puccinia triticina
Lineage: Eukaryota; Fungi; Basidiomycota; Pucciniomycetes; Pucciniales; Pucciniaceae
Exons: 7
Coding region: 1-630 (209 amino acids)
Source: RefSeq, a predicted model, not a curated record